Messenger RNA from Brassica rapa (field mustard), 4562 nucleotides. Its product is annotated as glutamate receptor 3.7. Lineage: Eukaryota; Viridiplantae; Streptophyta; Magnoliopsida; Brassicales; Brassicaceae. The record is from RefSeq and is a predicted model, not a curated record. Gene Ontology annotation, biological process: G protein-coupled receptor signaling pathway. Gene Ontology annotation, molecular function: G protein-coupled receptor activity; ligand-gated monoatomic ion channel activity. Gene Ontology annotation, cellular component: membrane.
GCAUUUUGAUUUGUAUUUUAAAAAAGUUUUAAUAAACUAUUAGUUUUAUUUGGAGUAGAAACCCAAUUUAGAACCCCGAAUGAUAAUUAAAGUUGGUCUAAAACUACAUUUUGAGGUAGCUAUUAGCUCGAAGUUUCCUCUGGUGGAACCCUACAGAAUCACUAUCAAGUUUCUGUCAGUUUUCAUUUUCUUCUUGUUUUUCACCUUUAUCGCAAGAUGUCUGAAUGCUUUGGCUAACUUCAUUGCUAAAACAGUACUCUGUAAUCACAACUCUUGACUCAUCCUCUUAGGUUUGGGUGGAGUCCGUUCUCUUUUAGUAAUCAGUGUUAAAAAAUGGACUCAAACUAGAACAAACCGGGAUGAUCAACGCCAGUUGAUUAGCUUGUGUGUGUAAUUUGAUUUUUAUUGAGGAGAAGAAUUAUCACCGACGUUAGGAAGAGCUACUAGGUAUACAAUGGGGGCAAGAGUAAUGCGAUUGGGUAGCAACACGACUUCGCUAGUUGCAUACACUGCCAUUGGCUUAUGUCGUCAUUUGGAAAUUAUUCCACACUCUUCCAAUAAAAUAUCUCCUUAAAAUUCGGCACCCCAAGAAAGAAAAAUAAAAUGAAUUACAUAAUAUAAUAUGCAAGUAGUCAAUAUUUUUUUUUGUUGUUCAAAAGCCACUUGGUUGUUCUUAUAUGUGACCCAAAACUAUACGUUCUUCACAAGUAAAUUGAUUUUAUUUUCCUUUGUUAAUUUAUUUUCCUUCUUCCACGAGGAUUAUGAACUUGAGAUUAAGCAUCCUUUAGUUCGUUGUGGUAGAUGAGACGAACGAGGAAAUUUUGAAAUAUUACGUUGAACUCAGUCCGUUGUACGACUAACCCACUACUCUGCAUAUCUUAUGUAGUAACGAUUAAUACAUCCAAUUUCGUUGUCUAAUUAGUCACGGAAGACUAUUAACAUCUACAAGCUCCAUUUGCAUCUUCGAACAGAACUCGAAACUCUCAUAGUCUCACUGGUAGAACAUGGAUACCCAUACGGGAAAAAGGUUGUCGAGUUUCUUUCGAGGGAACAUGGAGAGGUUGUCAAAGAUAUAGAAACGUGUUUUGUUGAUUAACAAUAAAUUUUUUAUAGUAAUCAGAUUUUCUUAAUUAAAAGUUAACAGUAAUGGCCGUUAGUUGUGGGCCUACAAAUGGGCCCACGGGUUAUAACGGAUGCUUUGACUAAACAAUAUACAGAUAUGACUUCAUAGCUCGAACAAACAAAAAAAAAGCUCUUCAGUAGAUCGUUUUUCCUCUUUCUCUCACUUUUUCCUUACAUUUUUUGUCUGUGUUCUCAAUCUCUUCAAUUUGAUUUGAUACGAGAAGAAAAUGUCUUUCUGGGAGUUUUGGGUUUUCUAUCCCUUUAGGAAUCUGUCUCCUGUCCAAUCAAUGCUUAUGCCUGCAAAGUGUUUGCUUAUAUUCCUCAGAGAACCCGUAGUUUGUCAAAAAAAAGAAAGAGAAAAUAACUUCUUACUGUUGAACUGUUGUCUUUUGCUCUGUUUUGGCUUGCUUGUUUCUUACAUGAACUGGUCACAAAGUUGAUUUCUUUUCUCCUGUUCUUGUGAUGGGACUGAGCAUUGAUCCAUCUGUGCCUAUAAUGGCACUGAUCGUAGCCAUUCUGGUGGUUCCAGUGGGUUGUCAAAGGCCUAAAGUGGUGAACCUCGGUGCUGUUUUCACUUUUGACUCCGUUAUCGGCAGAGCUGCUAAAGUGGCUCUCGAGGAAGCUGUCUCUGAUGUGAACGCUGACAGAAGCGUUCUCAAAGAAACGGAGCUGCGUCUGUUUAUGGAGGAAUCUUCCUGCAAUGUCUUUCAUGGGUCAUUCGGAGCUUUUAAAGUGCUUGAGAAAGAAGUGGUGGCUAUGAUUGGUCCACUUUCAUCUUCCAUUGCUCAUACAUUGUCAGAUAUUGCCAAAGGGCUCCAGUUUCCUCUCGUCUCAUUUGCAGCAACUGAUCCAACUCUCUCUGCCCUCCAGUUUCCCUUCUUUCUUCGGACUACACCUGAUGAUGCCCACCAAAUGCCCGCCCUUGUGGAUUUUAUCACUUUUCACGGAUGGAAAGAGGUGAUAUCAGUUUACUCAGAUGAUGAGCUCGGAAGAAACGGAGUUUCUUCUCUAGAUGAUGAACUGUACAAGAAAAGAUCCAGAAUCUCCCAUAAAGUGCCGCUGUCAGUGCAUUUUGAUGAAGGCUCCGUUACUGAUGCUUUGAAAAAAUCCAAGUCCCUCGGUCCUCGAGUCUAUGUUCUUCAUUUUGGUCCUGACCCGUUGCUCAGAAUCUUUAGGAUAGCGCAAAAGCUGCGUAUGAUGACCCGUGAAUACGUUUGGCUCGCCACAGACUGGCUUUCCGUUACCUUAGAUUCUUCGUUGAGUGACAAAGGUACUUUAAAACGUCUUGAAGGUGUAGUGGGGAUUCGUCAACACAUCCCAGAAUCCGUAAAGAUGCACCAAUUCACACAUAAACUAAAAAGCAACGGAUCAAUGAACGCCUACGCGUUGCAUGCGUAUGAUACAGUGUGGACGAUCGCAUACGGCAUCGAGAAAAUGCUGAAUGAAGGAAUCAACAUAACAUUCUCUUACUCCGAGAAGUUAAUUCAUGCAGAAGGAACUAAACUGCACCUGGAGAGAGUCAAAAUUUUCAAUAGCGGGAAGAUACUACUUGAGAAACUUCUGCAGGUGAACUUCACUGGUAUAGCCGGUCACGUUCGGUUUGGUUCUGGUCGAAAUGUCAUUGGCUGUGACUAUGAGAUCAUCAAUGUAGGCAAAACCGGUGUAAAUACUGUGGGUUUCUGGUCUAGAAAUGGAGGAUUUUCAGUUGUACCCCCAGAUUCUCGACACACACAUAAGAAGACUGGCUUUGUUUCUGAUGAAAAGCUUGGUAACAUAACCUGGCCUGGUGGUGGCCGUGAAAAGCCGCGUGGUUGGGUCAUUGCAGACUCUGCAAGUCCACUGAAGAUUGUUGUCCCGAACAGAGUGAGCUUUGUCGAGUUUGUGACCGAAGAAAAUAACAGUAGCCAUCAGAUCAAAGGACUUUGCAUUGACAUUUUCAAGGAAGCGCUGAAGUUUGUCCCUUACAGUGUUCCUUACAUAUUUGAGUCAUUUGGGGAUGGCCACUCAAGUCCUAAUUACAAACACAUUAUUCAAAUGGUCACGGAUGGCGUAUAUGAUGCAGCUGUUGGGGAUUUUGCAAUAGUCCCAACCAGGUCGAAAUUAGUAGAUUUCUCGCAGCCAUAUGCUUCCACAGGCCUUGUUGUGGUGAUUCCGACUAACGACGACAAUCCGACUUGGAUCUUUCUGAGACCCUUCACCAUUAGGUUAUGGUGUGUUGUUCUAGCUUCAUUCCUGAUUAUUGCAGUAGUCAUUUGGAUCCUCGAACAUCGCAUCAAUGAAGAUUUCAGAGGGCCACCCCGUAAACAACUCAUCACAAUGAUCUUGUUCAGCUUCUCAACUCUUUUCAAGAGAAAUCAGGAAGAUACGAUAAGCAAUCAGGCUAGACUAGUGAUGAUUGUAUGGCUCUUCUUAUUGAUGGUCCUAACCGCGAGCUACACAGCGAAUCUCACCUCAAUCCUCACAGUCCUACAACUUCCUUCUGCCAUAACCGGCAUUGACAGCUUGCGGGCAAGUGAGGUGCCUAUCGGUUACCAGGCUGGAACUUUCACUUUAGAGUACUUAACCUACAGUCUCGGCAUGGCUCGGUCUAGGCUGGUCCCACUUGACUCGACGGAGGAGUAUGAAAGAGCUUUAAAGCUAGGACCAACCGCUUUCGGAGGAGUAGCUGCCAUUGUUGACGAGCUUCCUUACAUUGAAUUGUUUCUUGCGGAACGGACGGGUUUCAAGAUUGUCGGAGAGCCCUUUAUGCACCGUGGUUGGGGAUUUGCGUUUAAGAGAGAUUCUCCACUGGCUAUAGACAUGUCAAGAGCGAUCUUGAAACUCUCCGAGACGAGAAAAUUGCAAGAGAUUCGGAUGAAAUGGUUAUGCAAGAAGACAUGCGCAGAGAAAUCAGAUGGGAACCCAGAGCCAAACCAGCUUCAUCUCAAGAGCUUCAAAGGGUUGUACCUUGUCUGCAUUGCAAUCUCGGUCUCUGCGCUUUCGGUGUUUGUUUUCAGGAUGGUACGCCAGUUUGUGCGGUACAGAAGGAUGGAGCGUACUAGCUCGAUGCCGCUUGCUUCGUGGUCGUCUUCUCCUACUAUGCGUUUAAAGGAAUUGGUGUUUGGUUUCGUGGAGUUUGUGGAUGAGAAAGAAGAAGCUAUCAAGAGAAUGUUCAGAAGGAGUGAUGACUCUAACAACCCAUCUCAUGUUGUGGAAGUUCAAGCCGAUCCUGAGGUACGACAAAAUUGAUGCGUAGAUUCCACUUUAUAGAAUGAAAAUUGUAAUAUUAUUAGAUAUGAACUAACAUGCAAGUCAACAUUCCAAUCUUUGUUCAUUAGAUUUGAUUGUAACUUGGCACAUAAAAAGGGGGCAAGAGCCAAUGAUUGUUAACAUGAUUGUACCUAUAUACAUAUAUUUCAGAGUUACCAAUAAUUCUAAACUAUUUCAUUUUUUUGGGUCAA